GCAUGAGAAAAGUCCGUGAUAACCCCAAGUCACAAUGGGGGUAAACAGUGUCCUAAUCUCCUUUCCUUCCUGUGGCGCUUCGUAGCAGUGCCUCGCCGCCGCACCACUAAUUAUCAACACCAUCUCCCUGCCUAUCCCUACCCUCCUACCCUCCCUUCCUGUUGGCCUACUUGAACGCUCUGUCGAUGCUGUGACAAGCCUCUGGUGCUGCUGUGAUGGUUCCGUGUGGCUCUAAAGGACUGGAAGGCUGUUUAAUAGUUUAUGUUUCAGUUGGAAGUGACACAAGGCAGCUCGGUCUGAUAACUCCCACCAGCAGCAGCGACGCAGAUCAAGAGUUAAAACCCUUCUGUCGUAGUCGCUGUCUUGCAUAACGUGGACGGGUUUUAAUUUGUAAAGUGCCAAGUUGUGCCCGUCUGAAGCUCUACUGGAAGAUAAACAUGUGGAUAGUUGACUUUAAUACAGCAAGAUGGAAGAGGAGGAACUUUUGUGUGCCGUGAUCUUGUCUCAAAUGGAGGCGCUUAACUUAUCAAGACUGGCCUUUUCGUUUAAUGACAGCCUAAAACAUAUGAGGCACCCAGGAAGAAAAGUGACUGAGCCUUAGAAUUCAUCUCCUGUUUGUGGUAUCAAAUGAAAACACCAAAACAAUGAAGAUGAUGAAGGUGACCAGAAAAAGUUGUCAUAUUCACUAGAGCAUAUUUCUGUUUGUUGUCAAGUGUUUACGAGUGGAAGAGCUCCCCUGUCCACUACGAAGGAAGCAUGAAGGCACACCCAGACAUUGCCAAGGGUACAGUAUGGUCCAGCAUGUGAGGCAAAUAAACAGUGAAGAUGAUGAAGGUGACCAGAAAAAGUUGUCAUAUUCACUAGAGCAUAUUUCUGUUUGUUGUCAAGUGUUUACGAGUGGAAGAGCUCCCCUGUCCACUACGAAGGAAGCAUGAAGGCACACCCAGACAUUGCUAAGGGUACAGUUUGGUCCAGCAUGUGAGGCAAACAGAAACAAAAGUGGCCACGUGCCUUCAAGUUCAUCUCAUUUUUGUGGCAUGAAAUGAAAACACGAAAACAAUGAAUAUGACCAGAAAAUUUGUCAUCAUCACUAGAGCUUAUUCCUGAUCAUGAGCCUUCAAGUUCAUCUCCAUUUGUGGCAUCAACUGAACUCACUAAGGCAAUGAAGAUGACCAGAGAGAUAAAUCAACAUCACUAGACCUCAUUUUGAUUGCUGUGUCAAUUGUGUACAAGUAAAAUAGCUUCCCUGUCUACCACCAAGGAAAAAUGAAAGCACACGAGACACUUCUAGAUGUACGUUAGGGUAAAAAUGUGUGAAUAUUGGGACAUUGCCUAACGGGCCUCGAGAACUUGCUAGCACCAUGGUGAGAGCCGGGCAGCCCAAGGAAGAGGUACUGGACUUAGGUGCCUUGUGCAUCAUGGCACCUGGGCUCUUCCUCCUUAACCACAGCCCCAAAGCCCUCAAGGUCAAGCUGAUGCUGCGGCGGCCGAGGGAGGACCUGGUGAACCGCGGAGUGAUUCCACCCAUGAACACUCCGACGGCCUUCUACGAGCAGCGGCAGCGGCUGGACAUGGCCAAGAAACAUGACAUCCUCAAGCAGAAGAUGCAGAGGCGGCCAGACAGGGAGGAGCUGGUGCGCCAACACAUCCUGGAGGACGCGCCGGGCAACAUUGACCCGUCGCUGGUGGAGAAGCAGAAGCAGCUGAAGCGUGCCAGGAUAGCGGAUGCCAUCAGUGACCACCUAUGCCAGCGCCCCGGCCCCCUGGAGCUGGUGCGCGCCAACAUCCUGCACACCACCGAGCCCCUGGAGAAGGCUGUCAAGGAGGGGCAGCUGAUGUUCAAGAGCACCAGCGAAGGGGAGCCACGCAAGCACCCAAGUCUCUACGUGCAGUAUGAGGAUGAGUCGAGCAGCGAGGGCGCCAUGUCCCCAGACCAGGUGGAGGGCGUGGGCAGCGGCAACUCCUCCUCCUCCUCCUCGUCAGGCGUGCGCGAGCUGCUCUCCUCCCCCUCCCCCGUCCUUAUUGAGCCCCUCAUCCCCGCCUCCACCUCCGUCCCCACCCCAGUAGUAGCCACGGUCAUCACCCGGCCUCCCCCGCCUCCCCCCACUGGCCCUGUCGCUUCCCCCUCCCUCACCUCCACCACCUCCUCUCUCUCCCCACUCUCAUCCCUAGCCUCCCCUCCACAGCACCCCCUCCUGCCCUCCCCCCAGGCUUCCACAAUCACACAGACGCUCUUUGUCACCCGUACGCCCCUCCCACACGCCUUGACCACGCCGCCCCUCCAGAACUCGGCCCCCGGCAAGGACCAGUCAAAAAGCCGCAAGAAGUCAAAGGUGAAGAGCCAACCCAAGGCGAGAACCAUCAAGUUCCAUGAGUACAAGGGCCCACCAAGUGCAGUCAAGAGGGAGUCCAGCAGCAGCAGCCAGACUGAGACCUCCUACGAUAUACUUCUGCAGCAGCAACAGCUCUUCCUACAGUGCCAGCUGGAGCUCAAGCAGAAGUACCCACAGAUCAUCCUCCCUGCGGGCCUCAAGCCGUCCGCCAGCAAUGACAGCGCCAGCCUGCCCGGGGUCAUCAAGGUGGCGCCCACACCCCCGCCGCUGCCCUCCUCCUCCGUCACCAGUGGCCUCACCCUCUCCCAGGUCCUCCACACCCCCACCCACACCCCAUCCUCCACACCCACCCCUGCCUCCACUCCCCCGGCCCCUCCACCACCCCCCACGCCGCCGGAGCUGAGCAUCCGUCUACACACCAAGCUGGAGGAUAUGAAAGUGUCUGACCUGAAGGCUGAGCUGAAGAAGAGGAACCUCCCAGUGUCAGGGUCAAAACCUCAGCUCAUCGACCGCCUGAGAGCCCACAGCAACCACAGCAGCCACAGCACCCCCACCACAGCCCCCACGCCCACCACCACCACCACCAUUGCCGCUGCCCCCGCCACGCCCUCCUCCGUGACACUCCGCCUGGGCAGCGUGGAGAGGGAGAUACAUUUGGAAGGGGAGGAGAGGACCACGCCUGCCACCACCACCACUACUACUGGUGUUCCUUCCUCCGCCUCGUGCUCCUCCACCUCCACCACCACCACCACCGUGCAGUUACCUGAGCCCUCGCCCGUUGCCACCCCCACCCCCACCCCCACACACUUCACCUACACAGACGAGUCAUCAGUGCCAGGGCUGCUGGAGGCCUCCAUGGACAUGGCUGAGGAGGGGGGCUCCCGCUCCCCCACCUUCUCCCAGGUUUCGGGCUGCUCCACGCGGCCCUCCAGUGUGGCCCCCAUGGAGGUGGACUUUGACUCAGCCAUGGACACCAGUGAACUCACCCCCCUCACCCCUCUCAGCCUUCAAUUGAGUGAGGGUGGGUCCAUCAACACUCCACCUCCCCCUCCACCACCCCCACCCCCACCUCCACCCCCUGCAGUGGUGUCACUGAGUUCCCCUGCCCCCAGCCCUGCUCCUGCCCCAGGGGAGACCAUGGACAGGCUGCAGCGGCGGAUAGAGGAGCUGCAGCGUGAGUUGCGGCACACCCAGCUGCAGCUGCAGCUUCAGCAGCAGCAGAGCCUCAUGAAGGCGCAGGAGCAGCAGCGUCGUAGUCAGCCUGACGCCAAGCUGAGCCAGAAGCUCAUCCUGCAGCAACACAUCCACAACAAGAAACAGCAACAGCAGCAGCAGCAGCUUCAAAGCCACCUACAGCAGCUGCACCACCUGCAGCAGCAGCACCAGCAGCUGUUGCAGCAGCAUGUAGUGCAGCAGGAGCCUCCAAAGACCCGGCCAAUACAGAACGGGCCGACCAUGGGCGGCGGAGAAGUGAGAGUCAAGCUGGAGAACGGGUGGGACCAGCUGCUGGCCUCCCCCAGCCCCCCCGCAGCCUCUACCACCACUGCCACCACCACCAUCACUACAUCCACCUCCACCCUCCCGCUGCGGGGCCAGCGGGCAAACUUCUCACUCGUCCCUGCCCAGAAUGGCCUCACUCUCAACACCCAUCACAGGGCUGCGUCGCUGCCUAACUUCUCUGGUCUCAUCGUCACCACCAGCGGCUGCAACGCCACCACCAUCAACAACAUCAUCAACAACAACACCAGUCACCACAACAACAACAACACUCCCAUCACCUGUAGUAAUCACAACCUCAUCAACAGUCUCACCAAUAACAUCACCACCACAAUCAACAACAACGUCAAUAACAACAACACCAUGAACCACAACAGCAUCACGGAGCCGCGGUUUGUGAUCAAGCCGCCGCCCAACUACGACGAGGCCACCAAGCAGCUCAAAGGCUCCAUGACCCCCAACAAGAAGCUGUCCAUCAAGAGCCAGGCUGUGGAUGACGUCUUGGAGAUACUGAUCAAGAACGGAGAACUGCCUCCAAGUGCAGCGCAGGACCCUCACACCCCAACACCCCCCGUCCGGAGCUGCCGUGCCGCCCCGGUCUUCACCACAGCAGCCACCACCUCUGCCCUCUUCAGCCCCAUCCCCAUCUCCUCCGCAGCCUUCACCACCGCCAGCCCUGCCUCACUGCUGGUCACGUCACUCAGCCCCAUCCCGAUGACUGUGGAGGGAGGUGCUGUGCCGCCGCCGCCCCCUCCACCGCCACCUCCCCCACACUCUAGUCAGCGCAUGGGGCCUGCGCAAGUCCCGCCAGCACCCGGCCCCUGCCCCUCCCCCACGGGGAGUGGAGGCCUGUCGUCACACUCCCUCUUCGCCGAUCUGGUGAUGGAAGGUUCCAACCAGCCCCCGCUUGACCUGCCCCUGGACCUGGACCUGCCAGGGCUGGAGGGCAUGGAGCUGGGUGCCCUGGAGCCCUCCCUGGAGGGGCCUCCCGCCCCCACACCCGGCUCCACCCAAGACGUCAUUCUGUUGUCACGACCCCCCGACCCAACGCCUCCCAUGGAGGUCAAGAUGGAAUCCGCGGAAGAUGUGGACGUGGCCUCCUGGUUGGACUCACUGGUGCCCCCCACCUCAGGGACCCCCUUGGUCCCCAACCCCUUCACCCCCUGGCCCACCCACCUGGUGAGCCUCGGGGGCCUGGAGGGCGGGAGUGGCAGCCGGGCCUGCCAGAGCACCCCCACGCCCAGCCUGCACCAGAGUGACCCACUGCUCUCCCACACGCAGGACCAGCUGGACCUCUUCAGCCUGGAGGAAGUGGACCUUAAGGCCCAUGACCUCACCUCCGGCCUUUCCUGGGACCGCAUAGACUUUGCCGCAUGAGUGACAUGCAGGCCCGGCGGGCGCCCCCUGCCCACCCCCCGGACCAGUCAGGGACCACGGGCCCCGGCGCCGGCCCCGCCCUGGGCCAGGACGCUGUGCUAAUGUCUGUGAUGAGCAUGAGUGCCUUACAGUACUCUACAGAGGACCAGCAGUGUUAGUUGAUACUUCCGUAGGUUGUGUUUGCUGCGUACACUCUCCCCGGGCACCCCUCGGGGCCCCAGACUGUGCGGGGGAGUGAUGUACAUACGAGUGUCUCUGUAAAUACUGCCCCGCCUCCCUCUUGUUAAAUGGUGCUGUUCUGAUGACUGUGCUGGCUGCACGGGGCUGUAACGCCCCGCUGACUUGCGCUGACCCUGGGUUAGCCACGAGCGUGUAACAUAAUGUUAACUCUAUUCUAAGUUUUGGGAACAAGUCAACCCCUUCCAGAAAUUUGCUGUGUGCUUGCCUUGCAGGAGUGUGCUUGAAGUGUGAGAUGUACAUGAGCUGUAACUAUCCUGCCUCUGCUGGGCAGACUGCAUGGGCCCUCAAGGCAGGCACACACUGCAACCAUUCCAUGACCUCCUGCCCUUGGCCUCGCGCCUCCCCCUCCCUGCCCAUUCACCUGCCCUCCACCGCAGCCUCAGCCAGGCAUCUUAUAUACCACAGAUCUCUAAGAGUGUCUCCGCUCCCCCAGUUGAUCCCCGCCGGCCAGCCCGGCGUGCGGGGUCCUGGGACACAGCACACCCUCUGGGCCCAACCUCUCCCCAUUCCCCCCAGACCAAGCCACAUGCCCCCCCCCUGCCUGUGACCCACCCCACCAGCAGGCCCAGUGUAGUACUGUCACUGCCAUGGUCACCCUGCCCCCCUUGGCUGUGAGUGAGGGGGAAAGGAGUGAGUGAAGGGCACCAGGUGAGGGAGUGCCCGAGUAUUCCCUCUGUUACCUAGGUGUCAAAUAUGUCUGCUUUUGCUCAGACCUAUUGUCUUCCUCUGCCUCCUCCUCCUCCUCUUCCAUCUCCCUAAUCUUGUCUUCAAUCUGUUCUUAAUUUUGACUUUGCCUUCCUUGCUGUUGUCUUUUCCAACACUUCCCUCAACACUAACACCUCGCCUGACUCUGCUGGUCAUGUGGCUUCCACCUUGACGUAAUAAACUAAUUCCUGUGAGACAGCGCACCACCACCACCACCACCACGUACAGCAAUUACUAAGACUGCAAGACACUGCCACUCAAAACAGGGAACAAGUUUGCCAUGUAGUAUGAGUACACACACACACACACACACACACACACACACACACACACACACACAUUUUGUAGUACAUAACAACUUAACAUAUAAAAUACAUAAUAAAAUCCCAGUAGUAACAUGGUUGUCAGUAUCUAUCCAACCUAGACACAUUACAGUAUCUAUAUAGUUAACCUGUGGAAUCAUGAAACAAACAGAGGAGGCGGUGUGUGGACAAACAAGUAGUUCAAUAAGACGGGACCCUGCGAGCAUAAUAAUCCUAAAAGUCAAACACACAAACACGCACACAAACGCAAACAUACAAAAACACAACCAAGACCAAAACUAUUGAUCUCGGGCUUCUACGAAUUUUCACCACCAAGACAGAGUUAGGUUAAAGUCUCCAUCCCAGCUCUCACCUCCUAGCGGGCACUCAAGCAAGUACCCCAGCCUCCCCCUGUACAGAUCCUUACCCUUGGGCAUUUUCCCCCAUGCUAAACACGGCCAUUGUUGCUUGUUGGGAACGGCAGAUGCUAACCACCUUCCUUGACCUUCCCAUUUCGCCCCUCCCUUACUUACCUACCCCAUGCAGGCGCCACCCCAAGACCAAACCCUCCCCUCCCCCCCAAUGGGCUUUUCCAGUAACCAAGAGCCGGAGCCACAGCGUCGGUUGGAGUGUUCACCGCAGCUCAACACUAUAGUCUCUGGCCGUCCUGUCUUAGGGGCGGCCCACCUCUUAGUGUGCCAAAAUGAAAACGACCCAUGGCGGAUAUUUUGCACAGUGGUUAAUUUUGCACGUUUCAACAACCCAACCAACCACCCAACAUUCCAUGACAGUUUAGGGGAAUGGAGGCUGCAGCUCAGAUCGCCUGCCUGUGAGAGACGACGCAUUCCACUUCGAGGGAUGCGUUGUGUGUGAUGUGUGAUGUGAGGGUGCGUGUUUUGUUGCGGGUGUUGCCUAAAAGUAGUUUGGAAAUUUUGUGUGUGCAUUAAUUUAUUCGAGUGUGUGUGUGUGUGUGUGUGUGUGUGUGUGUGUGUGUGUGUGUGUGUGUGGCUUUUGCUUGUUUGGGAAUGUGUGGGUGUGGGUGUGGAUGUGUGUCUGAGGUGGAUGAAUGUAAAACUGAAACUGGCUGACUGGCUGCAAAGGAGUCUGUCUGUCAUCAUCAUAAAGCUGAUUUGAAGAACGUUUUCUGCAUGUUCAACCUGGUUUAUCCUUGUAAGCUACUUAAUUCAAUAGCUUAUGUGUGUCAUUAGGUGGUUGCCUCACUAUUUAUGGCGACGCACCUUGGAAAUCCAUCGUUGAUACCAGUGAUAUUUUUGUGACAUACCAACCGGAAUUAUUAUGACUAUAUUAUUGAAUGUGAAUCUCAGUCCUUAUGUACAACUAGUUUAACCAUCAAGUAAGUGAUUAUUAGCCUUUACAAACCCCAAGCUGACCGGGAGAUUUGAAUGUGCCGCAGUGAUUGAAGACGACCUGAAUGUCAAUCUUUUUUGUGUGUUUGUGUGGCAGAAGUCUUGACCAAACGCUGUUAUUAUUUGUCUUUGUUACGGUUCCCUCGUUUUGGUGUGAAUAUGGAUGUUGGACGUCACGGUGUAGCUUUGCCCCUUUGUUGCCCGGUUCGAUUCCUGCAUUUGUAUAGCGCUUUGAGUCUCCGUGUGACCCCAAAUUCUGCGUCAAAUUUAUCGGAGCCAAACUGGUGUGCAGGUGAAAAUUUGAGGUACCUAUUGAUCCUACUUAAGGACAUGCUCAAUCUGUGUGCAGGAAGUAAAUACAUAUAUAUAUUUUGAUAGUUUUCAAGGUUAGAAACGGCUGAACCCCCUGUACAUGUGUGUCCCUGGUUUUGUAUUGGUCUGUCUGUCCUGAUGUCCGUGUGUCACUUCAAAAAGAACCUCCAACUUUUGUGUGCCAAGAGGCUCAAGCAGUCCUACUUAGUGUCUAAAAUUUGGAGUAUAAUUACGGCUGUAGCACAAAAUUUUGGUACGAGGAUAAUCUUUACACUUGUAGAUAAAAUUUGGAAAGUAGAAGAUAACUUAGGGUUCCUGAAUCUGGGUGCAGUUGUGUAGUAGUGGCCAUCUGGUGCAUAAUAUUGUGAUGAGAUGGUUCAUCCAUAGUUCCUUUGGGUGUGUGUGUGUGAGCUGAAGGGAGUUCCAUCCCUCGUGAAGGUUGGGGUUUGCCUCCAGGUGGACGGACGCCCCAGAGCUGCCUCCCCUGGCACGGCCUCGUUACAUUGUUAAUAUGCAUGAUUUACAAGUAUUCUCCCUUCACCUACCCAAUGUUCCUCAAGGCAACAUUGUAUUUAAAUCCAUAAAGAAUUUACUGCUUUUGGACACUUUUGAAUGGUGAAGCAAACUUUGCUAAAUGAUGUAGGACUUUGACAUUGUUUUGUUAUUCCAUUAUGGAGAGAACGAGUUAAUAACUACUGUUUUUAUCCAUGUUCCAUGACAAUGCUCAGAUCAAGUACAUUCAAGUAAUGUACGUCUUGUAAAUUAGUGUUAUACAGCUGCUGCAACAGUAUGCAUUGAUACGUAAAUUUAGAUCUUGUAGAACUUAUUACUACUUGAAAGUGUAAAUGUGAUAUGUAAUUCUAGAAGCACUUAACUGUAAAAAGUGUGAGGCAGGUCGUUUCCAAGUUAUGCAUGAAUAGCACCGAGACGCCAAGACUGUAGUGAAUAUCAAAACUUUGCUUUAAUGAGCUUCUGUGGUGUGUGUGUGUGUGUGUGUGUGUGUGUGUGUGUCAGAGAGAGAGAGAGAGAGAGAGAGAGGCGCAUUUACUCUGAAGGCAUUACGUGUCCGCCUCGCCAGGCCUUGCCGCGCGCCGCUGCCCCGCGGCCCGGCCCGCGGCGCCUGGCUGCGGCCGCCGGUGAACACUCCCUCACGCUGCGGCGACGCUCGGGACGCUUCGCUCUGUCUGCCACAACGUUACAAAAUUAUGUGGAUCAUAUUUGUCAGGUGAAUUAAAUAAAUUAUAUGGCACUUGG
Molecule: messenger RNA, 9387 nt
Organism: Eriocheir sinensis (Chinese mitten crab)
Lineage: Eukaryota; Metazoa; Arthropoda; Malacostraca; Decapoda; Varunidae
Gene: Mrtf
Product: myocardin-related transcription factor B-like
Exons: 13
Coding region: 1362-5207 (1281 amino acids)
Source: RefSeq, a predicted model, not a curated record